GCAGUUUUGGCUCUUUUUCAGUUUUCCCGUUCAGUUGGCCUGAUCAACGUUAAUUAAUGGUUUGCUAAUUCCAACUGACAGAUGGAAUCCAGUGAUUUAUUUAAAAGUGCUGUCAGGGCGAAAAAGGAACCUGGUGACGUGCCGAACAGUGAAAAUGAUAGUGAAAUGAAUGACGAGAAACCUGAUCUUGAAAACUUCCAUCUCUCACCGUUUCUGAAAGGAAAUGCAACCCAUACACUUCGAAAAUGUGACGUUAAACUUGAAAGUGAGCUUGAUGAGGAAGUGGAAAUAGUCGUUGAAUGUGAAGACGUCAAACCUAACAUCAAUUCAUUGGUAACCAAAAAAAUUGAAGAAGAUUCUCAAAAUUCUUUUUGGAGUAUAGAAGAUAGCGAUAGUUGUAAGACUAAAAAUGUAAAUAAAAUGGAGCCCAUAGGGACAGUAAAGCAGGAAUUUUUCGGUGACGUUGCUGAAGAAUCGAAUUUGAGUAAAACUAUCGAACAACACGAAAAAAAAAGAAUUUCAAAGAAGUUUAACAACCAGCGAAGGCUCAAAACUCGGAUCAUUCCGAUGCAAAAUAAUACAAGCCACGCAUGUGAAAUAUGUAAAAAUAAAUUCUCAAGAAAAGAUCAUCUCAAAAUUCACAUGGAUUCAAUUCACUAUGGCGUCACAUAUUCAUGUGAUAUUUGCGAAAAGUCAUUCAAACAAAAAAGUUAUCUCAAAUUCCACGUGGAUUCAAUGCACAACGGUGUCAAACAUGCAUGUGAUAUAUGCGGAAAGAAAUUUAUAACAAAGGGCAAUCUCCAAGUUCAUAUAGAUGCGAAGCACAGUGGUAUAACACAUGCUUGUAAUAUAUGCGGAAAUAAAUUUACAGUAAACGGUAGUCUCAAAAGGCACAUCGAUUCGGUGCAUAACGGUAUCAAUCACCCAUGUCACACUUGUGGAAAGACGUUUACACAAAAGGGUGAUCUCCAAACCCACAUAGAAGCAAAGCACAUGGGUGUCACAUAUUCAUGUGAUAUAUGCAAAUCAAAAUUCACAUCUAAAAGUUAUGUUCAAAUCCAUAUUGAUUCAAUGCAUAAUGGUAUCAAACAUGCGUGUGAUAUUUGCGGAAAGAAGUUCUUACAUAAAGUAAGUGUCAAAAGGCACAUUGAUAAGAAGCACAAUGGUAUCAAACAUGCAUGA
Messenger RNA from Trichogramma pretiosum, 1182 nucleotides. Its product is annotated as zinc finger and BTB domain-containing protein 41-like. The record is from RefSeq and is a predicted model, not a curated record. Gene Ontology annotation, biological process: regulation of transcription by RNA polymerase II. The transcript is spliced from 3 exons. The coding region runs from base 82 to 1182 and encodes 366 amino acids. Gene Ontology annotation, molecular function: DNA-binding transcription factor activity, RNA polymerase II-specific; RNA polymerase II transcription regulatory region sequence-specific DNA binding. Gene Ontology annotation, cellular component: nucleus. NCBI's taxonomy places the organism in Eukaryota, Metazoa, Arthropoda, Insecta, Hymenoptera, Trichogrammatidae.